Messenger RNA from Ambispora gerdemannii, 798 nucleotides. The record is from the annotation of a GenBank genome assembly. Lineage: Eukaryota; Fungi; Glomeromycota; Glomeromycetes; Archaeosporales; Ambisporaceae.
AUGACACAGAGACUAGAACUACCCAAAGGAGGCUUCAAUUUUGAAAAUUAUCAGAGAAAUGUUGCCCUAGAACAACAAGGUCUCAAGCUUCCUACUCCUACAAAGACUGGUACUACUGUUGUUGGGAUAAUUUUCAAGGAUGGCGUUGUUCUUGGAGCUGAUACGCGUUCUACAGCUGGUUCCAUAGUUCAAGAUAAGAAUUGCGAUAAAAUUCGUUAUAUGGCUCCAAAUGUGUAUUGUUGUGGAGCAGGUACUGCUGCUGACACGCAAUUCACUAAUAGUUUAAUCUGUUCGCAAUUGGAGCUGCACAGAUUGGCAACUGGUCGAGAGACCAGAGUAUGUACUGCCUUGACAUUGGUGAAGCAAAUGCUCUUCAAAUAUCAGGGACACGUUAGUGCAGCACUUAUACUUGGUGGGUAUGAUGUAACUGGGCCUAGAUUACUUGCCGUAGCACCACAUGGAAGUACAGAUAAAUUGCCAUAUCUGGUUAUGGGAAGUGGUUCGUAUGCUGCAAUAGCAAUCCUUGAGAAUCGAUGGAAAAAAGAUUUGGAGCGUCAGGAAGCGAUUGAUUUAGUCCAAGAAGCUAUAGAAGCCGGUAUUUUUAAUGAUUUGGGAUCUGGAUCAGAUGUGAAUAUUACAAUAAUUGAAAAAGGCAAAGUUGACAAUAUAAAGGGUUACGCGAGACCAAAUCGACGUGAACCAAAAUGUCGCUCAUAUAAAUUUGCGCGUGGAUCGACUGCGACUCUCAAUUUAAGUGCGGUAACUGUAACUGAAGGGGAUGCGAUGGAUACAUCUUAA